CUACAAUGAAUAGUGACGAAUCGUUUUCAGCGUUGGUCAAUACUGCCAAUCCAGCAGCGUCCGGAUACAGGCAGCGAGACUCCAACAACCCAUACAUCCAUUCAGAUUCUAAUCCUAAUAAUAUUACAUCGUCUAGUUAUCCUCCACAACCAAAUCUUAUGGAUCCCUUCUUUGACGACGACGACGACGACGCUUCUCAUUCUAACUUCACUAUGUACUCUGCUCAAAGACCAAUGCACUCCCAGGAGAGCGGUCUUCCUCUCGCUCGAUCAGCUGCACCCCCAGCUGGCAUAGGAACAUCCUCUACCUCGCUUGCAACAACACCUAACGGACAACCACAAGGCUGGGCAUUUGACGACAACUCUCUGUCCCCCGCGUUUUUACCUGCCCCUUCCUUCCCGGCAGAGCCCUCAAUACCCAUGCGCCCGCUCAAGCGACGCAGAAAGUGGAAAUGGCCCUGGCAGAGGGACAAGGAACUCACUGGCGAGCGUGUAAUCACCCUCAACAACGCACUUAUGAAUGUCGACUAUUGCUCAAACUUUGUUUCAACGAGCAAGUACAACAUGGUCUCAUUUCUUCCCAAGUUUCUUACUGAACAAUUCUCGAAAUACGCCAAUUUAUUCUUUUUGUUCACAGCAUGCAUUCAACAGAUUCCAGGUGUAUCCCCCACGAACCAGUACACUACCAUCGCGCCCUUGGCCGUGGUCCUCCUCGCUUCCGCAUUCAAAGAAGUUCAGGAAGACCUUAAACGACACCAAUCUGACUCCGAGCUCAACGCACGACUUGGUAAGGCCCUCUCCGGAAACACUUUCGCCGCACGGAAAUGGAAAGACCUACGUGUAGGCGACAUCGUGCGUGUGGAGUCAGAUCAAUUUAUGCCGGCCGACCUGGUACUCAUAUCCUCGAGUGAGCCCGAGGGAUUAUGUUACAUAGAGACUUCUAAUCUUGACGGCGAGACCAACCUCAAAAUCAAACAGGCUUCCCCACAAACCUACUCGCUCACCUCCCCAUCCCUCGCAGGCGCUUUGCAUGGUACAUUGCGGUCGGAACAGCCAAAUAACUCAUUGUACACAUAUGAGGGAACGUUGGAACUGUUGAGCGAUAUGAAUGUACCGAAGACUGUAUCGUUGGGUCCUGAUCAGAUAUUGUUGAGGGGCGCGCAGUUGAGGAAUACGCCGUGGGUGUAUGGGAUCGUAGUGUUCACAGGUCAUGAGACGAAGCUCAUGCGAAAUGCAACCGCGGCGCCAAUCAAACGUACGGCAGUCGAGCGCCAGGUCAACACUCAUAUCAUCUUCCUCUUCGUCUUCCUCCUUGCCCUUUCACUCGGGAGUACGAUUGGCGCCAGCAUCAACACAUGGUUCCUGUCCGGUCAGCAAUGGUAUUUAGCAGAGCCAAGCACAUUCACCGGGAAAGCAAAAGCAUUUAUCGAAGACAUUCUCACCUUUAUCAUCCUCUACAACAACCUCAUCCCCAUUUCACUUAUCGUUACCAUGGAAGUUGUCAAAUUCCAACAGGCCCAGCUCAUCAACGCCGAUCUGGACAUGUACUACGCGCCCUCCGACACGCCUGCGCUCUGCCGCACAAGCUCGCUUGUUGAAGAGCUCGGACAGAUCGAAUUUGUGUUUAGCGAUAAAACGGGAACGCUAACGAGGAAUGAGAUGGAAUUUAAGAAAUGCUCAGUUGCAGGGAUUCCGUAUGCGGACUUGGCGGAGGAGGGUGGGGAGGAGGGGGAGGAGGGUACGAGAACGUUUGAGGAGCUGCGGGGGCUAUUGCACGAGGACACAGGGAAGCCAUUCGGUACGGAGGCGAUUGAGAACAGAGAGCGGGAUGUAGCUAGAGAAUUCAUGGUGUUAUUGGCGGUGUGCCAUACGGUGAUACCGGAGGUGAGAGAUGGGAAGAUGCAUUAUCAGGCCAGUAGUCCGGAUGAGGCGGCGUUAGUGGCAGGGGCAGAGAUGAUGGGGUAUCAGUUCCAUACUCGCAAACCCCGUUCUGUCUUUCUUUCAAUCAACAACGCUCCUGCCGAGUACGAGAUUCUCAACAUAUGCGAGUUCAACUCGACGCGCAAACGUAUGUCGACGAUUGUGCGCACGCCCAGCGGUUCAAUCAAGCUUUUCUGCAAGGGUGCAGACACCGUCAUCCUCGAGCGUCUUGCCAAGGCGCAACAGUACACUGAGAAAACGCUUAUUCAUCUUGAAGACUACGCGACUGAAGGCCUACGCACUCUUUGCAUCGCAUACCGUGACGUCCCGGAGGCCGAAUACCGGCAGUGGGCCUCCAUAUACGAGCAAGCAGCUGCAACAAUCAACGGCCGCGCAGAUGCCCUCGACAGUGCGGCGGAGUUGAUCGAGAAGGAUAUGUUUUUGCUCGGGGCAACAGCUAUCGAGGAUAAGCUCCAGGACGGCGUACCAGAUACGAUACAUACGUUACAAAUGGCCGGGAUCAAGAUCUGGGUGCUUACGGGUGACAGACAAGAGACAGCGAUCAAUAUCGGCAUGUCUUGUCGGUUGAUCUCAGAGUCUAUGAACUUGGUCAUUGUGAACGAAGACAACUCGCGUGACACUGCGGAUUUUAUCCAGAAGCGACUUUCAGCGAUCAAAAAUCAGCGGAGUACGGGGGAGCUCGAAGAUCUGGCUUUGGUCAUAGAUGGCAAAAGCCUAGGUUUCGCACUUGAGAAAGACCUUUCCAAGUCGUUUUUGGAGCUCGCGCUCAUGUGUCGCGCAGUCAUCUGUUGCAGAGUAUCUCCGCUUCAAAAAGCUCUUGUCGUCAAACUUGUCAAGAAGAACCAGAAGAGCAUUCUCUUGGCAAUCGGUGACGGUGCGAACGACGUGAGCAUGAUCCAGGCAGCGCAUGUGGGCGUGGGGAUCUCUGGAGUCGAGGGUCUACAAGCUGCGCGGUCUGCGGAUGUGGCAAUUUCACAGUUUAGAUUUCUCAAGAAGUUAUUGCUGGUUCAUGGCGCGUGGAGUUAUCAGAGACUAUCGAAACUCAUCCUUUACUCGUUUUACAAGAACAUUACGCUUUACAUGACGCAGUUUUGGUAUUCCUUCUUCAAUAACUUCUCGGGGCAGAUUGCCUACGAAUCAUGGACGAUAUCAUUUUAUAACGUCAUCUUUACCGUUCUUCCCCCUCUCGUCAUCGGCGUGUUUGAUCAGUUCGUAUCUGCACGAAUUCUAGACCGAUACCCACAACUAUAUGCACUCGGGCAGAAGAACGUCUUCUUCACCAAGACAGCAUUCUGGCUCUGGGUAGGCAAUGCGCUCUAUCACAGUCUCAUUUUGUUCACGUUCACUGUGAUUUUGUUUUGGGGAGAUUUGAAGCAAGCGACGGGUUUGGACUCCGGGCAUUGGUUUUGGGGUGCCAUGCUUUACCUGGCUGUUCUCCUCACUGUCCUUGGCAAAGCCGCUUUGGUGUCUGAUUUGUGGACAAAAUACACUGUUGCUGGUGAGCACAAAUCUUCCUCUAUGAACAGACAUCCAACCGACAUCUUUUCCUCAGCGAUUCCUGGGUCGUUCGUUUUCACUAUGCUCUUCCUUCCUUUAUACGCCGUUGUUGCUCCUGCCAUUGGAUUCUCUACCGAAUACUAUGGACUUGUGCCUCGUCUAUGGACUGAUGCUGUGUUUUAUUUUGUCCUCAUCCUUGUUCCUGUCGUCUGCCUGACCCGCGACUUUAUUUGGAAAUACUACCGACGAACAUAUAUUCCUCUUCCAUAUCAUAUCGCUCAAGAGCUCCAAAAGUACAACAUUCCCGACUACCGUCCGCGUCAAGAACAAUUCCAAAAAGCGAUCAAAAAAGUCCGCGCCGUCCAGCGCAUGCGCCGGAACCGCGGGUUUGCAUUCAGUCAGACAGAGAACGGUCGUCAAGAUCAGGCAAAACUCAUUCGUGCUUACGAUACAUCCAAGUCGAGCACACGACCGUCGGGAUAUUAGACACGAGAGAAAGCGUGAUUUGCUCCAUCUGACAUUCAUGGAUUGUAUUGUAUAACUGGGACUAAUUCAUACACCGCCAUUGUAGAAUGAUUCUUCAAUGGAUUUAUUGUUGUGUUGCCGUUUUUAUUCGAUGGUGAUGGGACGACGUCGAAGUACUACCGUAUUUUCGAUUUGCUGCCGAUCC
Suillus discolor is the source of this 4107-nucleotide messenger RNA. Its product is annotated as Ca-transporting ATPase. The record is from RefSeq and is a predicted model, not a curated record. NCBI's taxonomy places the organism in Eukaryota, Fungi, Basidiomycota, Agaricomycetes, Boletales, Suillaceae. The transcript is spliced from 20 exons. Gene Ontology annotation, biological process: post-Golgi vesicle-mediated transport; intracellular protein transport; phospholipid translocation. Gene Ontology annotation, molecular function: ATPase-coupled intramembrane lipid carrier activity; ATP binding; ATP hydrolysis activity. Gene Ontology annotation, cellular component: plasma membrane. Bases 6 to 3923 code for a protein of 1305 amino acids.